Molecule: messenger RNA, 1890 nt
Organism: Lotus japonicus
Lineage: Eukaryota; Viridiplantae; Streptophyta; Magnoliopsida; Fabales; Fabaceae
Product: sugar carrier protein C-like
Exons: 4
Coding region: 122-1675 (517 amino acids)
Biological process (GO): monosaccharide transmembrane transport
Cellular component (GO): membrane
Molecular function (GO): monosaccharide transmembrane transporter activity
Source: RefSeq, a predicted model, not a curated record
ACCACUUCACUUCUCUUCUCAUAUCAUCUCAUCACACCACACUUCUCUUUUCUUCUCUUCUCUUCUCAUCACAUCACACUUGCUUUCUUUCUUUGUUGAUUUGUUUGCUUGAGUAGGAACAAUGCCUGCAGUUGGAGGAACAACAGGAAUAGGUGAAAAGGGUAAGGAGUACCCUGGAUACCUCACCCGCUAUGUGUUGCAAUCAUGCAUAAUUGCUGCAAUGGGUGGUCUUAUCUUUGGCUAUGAUAUUGGAAUUUCAGGUGGGGUGACUUCCAUGGAUUCCUUUCUGUUGAAGUUCUUCCCGUCAGUGUAUCGCAAGAAGAACAUGGACACAUCCACGAAUGAGUACUGUCAGUAUGACAGUCAGUUGCUGACCAUGUUCACCUCAUCCCUGUAUCUGGCAGCGCUGUUGUCUUCUCUGGUAGCAUCCACUGUUACCCGCCGCUUCGGUCGGAAACUCUCCAUCCUCUUAGGAGGCAUCCUCUUCCUUGUUGGUGCUCUCCUCAAUGGUUUUGCCCAACAGGUUUGGAUGUUAAUUGUUGGUCGAAUCUUGCUCGGCUUCGGUAUCGGAUUUGCCAAUCAGUCUGUUCCACUUUAUCUCUCUGAGAUGGCUCCCUACAAAUAUAGAGGAGCAUUGAACCUCGGGUUCCAAUUUUCCAUCACAGUUGGUAUUCUCGCAGCGAAUGUGUUGAACUAUUACUUUGCCAAAAUCGAUUGGGGAUGGAGGUUGAGCUUGGGUGGUGCCAUUGUGCCGGCUGGGAUAAUCAUCAUUGGAUCAUUCUUUGUACCUGACACCCCAAAUUCCCUGAUCGAACGUGGAGAACACGAGAAGGCCAAGGAGCAACUUAAGAAAAUUCGUGGGGUGGAAGAUGUUGAUCUAGAGUUCAAUGACCUCGUGGCCGCGAGUGAUGAAUCCAAAAAAGUGGAGCACCCUUGGAGGAAGUUGUUGCAGAGGAAGUACAGACCUCAACUCACCAUCGCCACACUCAUCCCCUUCUUCCAGCAGUUUACUGGAAUCAAUGUGAUUAUGUUUUAUGCACCUGUGUUGUUUGGCUCCAUUGGGUUUAAGGACAAUGCUGCUCUCAUCUCAGCUGUUAUCACCGGAGGUGUUAAUAUGAUAGCCACCAUUGUCUCCAUUAUUGGGGUUGAUAGGUGGGGUAGGAAAGCUCUUUUCCUUGAAGGUGGGAUCCAAAUGCUGAUAUGCCAGAUUGUGGUUGCAAUUUGUAUUGGCCUCAAAUUUGGAGUUGAUGGAAAUCCUGGUAAUUUGCCACAGUGGUAUGCUAUUGUGGUGGUGGGCUUUAUUUGCAUCUACGUCGCAGGGUUUGCAUGGUCAUGGGGUCCUCUUGGAUGGUUGGUGCCUAGUGAGAUCUUCCCAUUGGAGAUUCGAUCAGCUGCUCAAAGUGUCACCGUAUCAGUUAACAUGUUGUUCACCUUCAUUGUUGCUGAAGUUUUCUUGACAAUGCUUUGCCACAUGAAGUUUGGGUUGUUCAUCUUUUUCGCUGUCUUUGUUAUUGCAAUGACAUUAUUUGUGCACUUCUUGGUACCUGAAACUAAGGGCAUCCCAAUUGAGGAGAUGGGAGGUGUGUGGAAGAAACACCCUUACUGGUCCAAAUUUGUCAGUGAAGAUCAAGCCAAUGGGGUUGAGCUGCAGAACAAUGGUGCUUUCAUUGUCUAAUUGAGUUAGUUUGUUUUUUUACAUUAGUUUGGUAACAAAACUUAUUAAUUAGUAGUUUAUUUGUUUUAGUCCAAUGUCAAUAGGGGCAUUUGAAGUUUAUUUGUUUUAUUUCAUUAGUAGUCUGCUUUUAUUAGGAAACUUACAAGUUGAGUUAAUUAGUUUAAUUGACAUUUGCAGCUUAUUAAUUUUUCUUUUACCGUUAUUAUCUAUUUACU